AUGCCCGGCACCCGUGGAGGGGGCGUGGGCCCCGGGCGCUCUGCCGUGGCCGGGCGGACGCUGCUGGCCUCCUGCUUUAUCCUGGCAUCCGCUUGGGGCCAAAUGAAUUUCACAGGAGACCAGGUUCUUCGAAUCCUGGCUAAAAAUGAGGAGCAGCUUUCACUUCUCAGGGAUCUGGAGAGCCUGAAGCCCCAGAAGGUGGACUUCUGGCGUGGCCCAGCCAGGCCCAGCCUCCCUGUGGAUAUGAGAGUUCCUUUCUCUGAACUGAAAGACAUCAAAACUUACCUGGACUCUCAUGGCCUUGCUUACAGCAUCAUGAUAAAGGACAUCCAGGUGCUGCUGGAUGAGGAGAGAGAAGCCAUGGUGAGAUCCCGCCGGCUGGAACGGAGCACGAGUAGCUUCAGUUACUCCUCUUACCACACCCUGGAGGAGAUAUAUAACUGGAUUGACAGUUUUGUAACUGAGCAUGCAGAUAUUGUCUCAAAAAUUUGGAUCGGCCAAAGCUUUGAAAAUCGGUCGAUUCUGGUCCUGAAGUUCAGCACUGGAGGCUCUCAGCGCCAGGCCAUCUGGAUCGACACCGGAAUUCACUCCCGGGAGUGGAUCACCCACGCCACAGGCAUCUGGACUGCCAAGAAGAUUGUCAGUGAAUAUGGCAAAGACCACAUCCUGACAAACAUACUGAAUGCCAUGGACAUCUUCCUGGAAAUCGUCUCCAACCCCGACGGCUUUGCUUUUACCCACAGCAUGAACCGCUUGUGGAGAAAGAACAAGUCCAGCAGACCCGGCAUCUCCUGCAUCGGUGUGGAUCUUAACAGGAACUGGCGGUCAGGCUUUGGAGGAAAUGGUUCUAGUGACAACCCAUGCUCAGAGACCUAUCGUGGGCCCUACCCUCACUCAGAGCCAGAGGUGGCUGCCAUGGUGAACUUCAUCACAGACCAUGGGAACAUCAAGGCUCUGAUCUCCAUCCAUAGCUACUCUCAGAUGCUCAUGUACCCGUACGGCCACUUGCUGGAGCCUGUUCCAGACCAGGAGGAGUUGUACGAUCUUGCCAAGAGCGCAGUGCAGGCCCUGUACGAGGCCCACGGGAUCAAGUACACUUACGGCAGCAUCAGCACCACCCUCUAUUUGGCCAGUGGGAUCACCGUUGACUGGGCCUAUGACAGUGGCAUCAAGUACUCCUUCAGCUUUGAGCUGCGGGACACGGGGCGCUACGGCUUCCUGCUGCCAGCCGCACAGAUCAUCCCCACGGCGCAGGAGACGUGGCUGGCACUCCAGACCAUUAUGACGCACAUCCUGAAUCACCCCUACGAGCAGCGCACGGCUAAGCGUGGAGCAGGAGGGUUUGUCCCCUUCCCCAAGACCCAGGGCUCCUCCUGA
Molecule: messenger RNA, 1377 nt
Organism: Pteronotus mesoamericanus
Lineage: Eukaryota; Metazoa; Chordata; Mammalia; Chiroptera; Mormoopidae
Gene: CPA5
Product: carboxypeptidase A5
Exons: 11
Coding region: 1-1377 (458 amino acids)
Biological process (GO): proteolysis
Molecular function (GO): metallocarboxypeptidase activity; zinc ion binding
Source: RefSeq, a predicted model, not a curated record